Messenger RNA from Biomphalaria glabrata, 8611 nucleotides. RefSeq lists its product as uncharacterized. The transcript is spliced from 13 exons. The record is from RefSeq and is a predicted model, not a curated record. The coding region runs from base 329 to 2215 and encodes 628 amino acids. Lineage: Eukaryota; Metazoa; Mollusca; Gastropoda; Planorbidae.
AAUAUAAUUAUACUAUUACUAUUAAUGAAUUAUAUUAAUAUCAUUAUCUAGAUUUAGAAUCAGAAUGAAUAGAUCUAAAUCUAUAACUAGUAUUAAGUAUAAAUAGAUCCUUGAGUAGAUUUAGAAUUAGAUCUAGAUCUAGAAAUGCAAAUUAGCAAAUUCGGUAUUAAAAAAGACACCUGGCUGAAAUAUUAAGUCAAUUAGGAUUAUCAUUCUUAGGAUUAGGACUUCGACUAGCAGACUUAGCCAACUAUGUGGCAGGGAGACAAUCUGUUCCAGUUUUCAGUAGCAGCUCACCUCCGUCCACUCUAAGCCUCCACCUCUUGGCAUGAAGAUUCACGUUAACAACAUAUGUGACAAUGAAUGCAUUACUUAUCCGCUGCCGCUCUUGGUUGGGGAAAUUGAGGGCAACAACCAGGAUGGUGUACUCAUGGUGUCCACCUCUGGAGACCCAGACGGCGUCAUUGACUGGCCAGUUGUGGAAGGUGCUUUUAAAGUGUUAGUAAGACUGCAGCCUGGACAGAACAUAAUUUAUUUCAAUUAUGGACAAGACUCUCUGAUCUUCAGACUGACCUAUGAGGUGCCAGGGUUUACUCACAUUGUCAGGCCAGUCUACAUUAUCUGUGCUGAUGACAAUGGUCACUUUCAGGGCCCCGAAGAUGUUUCAUGCACACCCGAGUCUGCUGCCAGGAGGAUAACUCUCGGUGCCCAGAUUGUGCAAACAUUAACAGCAGAAAAGAUGAAUGAACAUGGCUUUGGUCGGGUCACUUUCCAGAUUGAGACAGACUCUGACCAUCAUCCAAUAUGUCAUCUCUUCCAUAGUAAACUGACACUUGAGGAGGCUUAUGCCAUGACUGGCUACCAGCUGUGGAACUACUUAGGUAAAGAGUUGAUGAUGUCACCCCUCUUCUCACACAAGUCUCGCUCCAAGUUUUACUGCUUCCUGUCCUUUACACGGUAUCAUUUACCUCACGAUGCCGAGAUCCCUAAAACACACAGUGACAUUUUGAGGCACACAAAAGGUCACACUGCUCUAGGAGGUGGAGGACUUGCUCUGUUUGGUACUGGCAACCUGCACACCUGGUCUGAACACCUAAGUACAUUCAAUGCCUGUAUGACCAAUAGAAAGCGGAUAGACAGGAGAAAGUUCAUGGAUGAUAGUGCUUACAGGGAGUAUUACUGGGCUAAUUAUGCCACUGGCCUAGGAGCAUCCCUCCAUGAAUUAGGACACACUUUUGAUUUGGCUCACACUCCAUCGGGUAUCAUGGCGCGAGGAUUUGAUGACCUACACAAGGUGUUUACUGUCCAGAGGAGACGCAAAGGAAGACAUCAUCAGCGGACCGAACGACGGCAGCGUUACAGUAGUGCAGGCAGCAGCAAUUCUGAAGUUUCCCGAACAUCUUCAACUAGCAGUAUUGAUGAAACAUCUUCUUUAGGCAGUAGCAGUGAAAGCAGUAGUGUAAGUAACACAAUCAGUGCUCUGACAGCUGUGCUCAAACGUCAAACAGAUAUCUGUUAUGGCAGUCCAAGUAAACAGUCACUGAUGCCCACGGAGAAAAGCUAUACAGCCCCGCCUCCUCUAGUGGUCAGCGUUGAAUCUGGCUUUAGGCAGCUUCCUCCUCCCACCACUCUCACCUUUUCUGUCAAACAUUAUGACGGCAGCGAGACCAGGCAGACAAUAACUGGCGGGGAGAUUAUCAAGUCUGCUAAAAUUGUCAAGGAUGUCAGCUGCAGAGCUUCCUCGUCUUCAACCAGCAGCGCUUCUUUGUCUCCAACUUCCUCAGCACCCUCUAUGUUGCCCAACUCACCAGAAGACCCAACCUCUUCCUCGGAUGUGACCUUAACCUCAGAAGUCACUGUUGUGGAUACAGGAGCUCAUUGGUACAGGUCAUCAGCUGUGGUCUUGUUAUUUCACAAAUGGUUUAAUAAAGCCAACCCUAAUGACCAAAAGAAGCCACCAACAUUACAAGGAACAAAGAUCAAAUCUUUGUCUGGACUUCGAGUCAUUGAGCUGCGUACUGACCCGGAGGGAGCAGUCUUUCACCACUGGGAGUUUCUGAGUCCAUCGCCACCAGUGGAAUUUGUCCUCCAGAAAAAUAACAUACCCAAUCUCCCUGACACAGGCACUGUAGCCUUAUUGGCUGAGGAUAACUACGGGAAUAUUUUAAAAAAGAAAAUCAAAGUUUCUGAUAUUGUUUUAGGGCAUAUUCAAUAAAAAUGUUGGACUGGAGGAGAUGUUUUUAUAAAUAUUAUAAAACGAUUGGAUUAGCAUUAGGUGAACAAAUGUAUUGCCUUCCAUCUGCUAGCAAAGAUAUAUUUAAAUGAAUUUAUUUUAUCAGCUACCAACAAAGGAAUUCAGUGCUUAUUAGAACAUUUACUAAUUAAGCUUUUUUUUUUUUUUUCAUUUCUGGCAAUCUACCUCAAUGUCAAAGAUGAGUCUGACUUCAAUGUCAAACAUUUUAGUGUUGUUGUUUUUUAUCGGUAACAUCCUUUAGUAACCAAGUACAUUUAUACAUCGUAAUGACUGACAAGAGAUCGAAAUGACAUGGCCUAGUUAGUACCAAUGUGUUGUGACUCGGACUUGUGAUCGAAUUAAUUUGAGCAAUGAACAUUCUUAUUUGAUUAAGAUUAUCAUUUCUGCAUGCCAUACCAACAACCAAAGCAUCAACAUAAGUGCAUAUCCAUUUUAUUGUAAUCUAUAACCUCUGCCUGUUGGAAUGAUGACCACCUUCCUUUAGUUAAUUCUCCAAUGUUUUCAUUUAAUUGUAAGAUCAAUCUUAAAGCAGUUAAGACCAAUAGGUCUAUCUUCAUUAACAUUUCAUGACCCAGCUAUCUCUGUACUGAAUAGUAUAAUGGGUUCAUUGUUGGGUCUUUUGUUUUUUUGUCUUUAUUUUGUGAUAAGUUUGGCAAGAAAGUUCAGUGAUAAGUUUGGCAAGAAAGUUCAAUGUCAACUAUGUUUGUCAAGGAGCACUUCAUUCAUCAUUGAUACUUUUCGAAUGGGCCAUGAGUACAAAGACUAAUAAAUUUAUGUUUUUGGGGCUAGGCUUAUCUUAGCAAAAUUUGUUAUAUUUCUUAGCUUACCAAAGAACUGUCCAUAGUUUCUAAGUAUCUUUCUUAUGCUUUCCUAAUGCAUGCUUUCCAUUCCUUUUUUUUAAGUUAAUGAAAACAGUGUGUAGCAAACUUCUCUAUUCCUUAUAGUAUCUUCAUUUAUAUAAAAAAAUACUCUGUUUUUUUCACAGUAUUCAAACUAUUGUUCCAGAUAUCCUUUGUAGAGCAUUUUACCAGCUACGCUGUGAAAUUUUUUUUUCCAGCUUUUUGAUUAUUUGGCACAUCAUCAGCCCAGAUCAGCAGUUUGAUAAUUGUGUCUUUUUAACAUUCAUUAGGAAUUCUUCUAUGUCCCACAUUUUCAGUGGAGAAAACUAAAAGAAAUUAAAAGCUUCAUAUAGAUCUGUAAAUCAAUGUAAAAGAUGGCUGUCUGGUCAUGUGGUAUGCACUCUGUACUGUUGUCUCUGGUUCUUGCUGGCUGCCAUCCUGUGGUAGGUUUGGACUAGGAUGUAAUCAUUCUCAAAUCUGAAGGCACUAAAUGUGUAAAACAAAAGUGUUUAGCAGCCAACAACUUGUCAGAAUAGUUUUAUUGACUAGAACAGUGGGACAUGAAGUACAUCAUAGUAAUCUUUUUUUCCUGAUUUACUUAGUAAAAUGAAGAGCUUUCACUUUUGUGUCCCAAAGAGUAAGUGAUAAGACUUGCACUCAACUUACAAAACUAUCAUCCCUGUAAAAACAAGAUAUCAGUUUCCUUUUAUUUGUUUAUUACUAAGAGUCACCAUGAAAGUAACCCCCAAGUAAAGUGUUACUGUCUUAGCACUCUAGAACGUAAAACCUUUGAAGUAAUGUAAGAAAUGUAACAGACACAUGAAAAACAACUAUAAUCUCAAUUAACUCCUCUUUAUUAGUUAAACAUUCUUCUUCUUCACUCGCAGCAUCCUGUUUCUGAUCCGUUUCCACACAGUCCUGACACACUUUCUUAGCUGUACAUUGAAGGUCAACUGGCCUUCUCAUACACAGUCACACAUUACUACUCAGAAACAAUCACACUUACUAUCACAUCUCCCUCCUGAAAAAGAUUCAGACAUUAAUUGACUAUACAAAUGAUUUAUCUCUCUCACUAUAAACAUAAAUUAGCUAACUGAAUAUAUGUUGAACACAACAGAAUUUAUAAUAUUAAUUAUUAAUAAUAGUAUCAAAAGUAACAAUAUAAUAUGUAGUAAAAACCAAGAGUUUAGGUUUACAAAUAGAGAAAUUAAUCCUAUCAACAUUGCAUAAUAAUAAAUAGAUAUUCAUGUAUCUAAAUAUCUACAUCAGGGUAGUGUACUGGUGGCCGAACUUACUGUUGGCGGUGGAUUGGUUGUAGUAAUCUAUUCAUGUUGCACUUUUUCUGGCUGUUUAGGUUGUAUAUUAAUGACUGUCUCUGGAGUGUCCAUUUAAAAAAUAUCAGGCAUAAGUCUUGAUCUUGAACAUGUGUCUCUUAACAUUCUAGUUCUUCUGUGUUUUACCCAGUAGCAUCUUGGGAUCUCUGCUUGUUGACCACUGCUGGUUUUCUAUAAAUUGCCAGGUUUCUUUUGCUCCCAGGCUAUAUCUGUGGUCACUCAGUGUGUCUCGCUGUUUUAUUAUAAUAUUUUUCUUGUUUUGCAAGCAUUUUUCACUUCUUUUUUGUCGGAGAAUUGAGGUCUGAGUUGUCAGAAGAGCAGUUGAAAGUCCAUCAGGGCAUGGAGCAUUUUGAAAGUGCAAGAGGCCCACAUAUGGGUCUUGACCCAACUUUCUAGCUCUAUUAAGAAGCUGUUUCACUGUUUGUAUGGCCCAUUCUGCCAUACCAUUAGAUUGUUGAUAUCUGGGGCAAGCUGUAAUGUGCUUAAAUCCCCAGCUUUUAGAGAAUUUGAGAAAUUCUUCACAAGCAAAUGAGGGUCCAUUGUCACUAAUUACUUCUCUUGGGAUACCAUGUUAAGCAAUUGUGAUUUCAUAUGCAUUGUCACAUCUGAAGCUUUAUCCAAUGUUAUUCUUAUCCCACCUCUGAUACCAUAUAAUAGACACACUAAAAACAACUAUAAUCUCAAUUAACACAUUUCUUAAUUAGUUUAUCCUUUCCUCCAGAGUCCUGUUGUUUUCUGACCCAUUUACACACAGUCCUGACACACUUUCUUAGCUGUUCACUCACCCAUGUGUAAUAAAGGUCAACUGCUCUUUCCAUACACAGUCACACGCAAUACACUACUACUGAAAACAGACACACUUACUAUCAGAAUGGGCCUCUGUUAAAUAACAGCUCAAUAUCUUGGUUGCUGGUACUCGAAGCAAUUUAUUCAAGAUUUAUGCUUGACCCUUUUUGUUCAUAAUACCAAAUGUAUUUCAGUCUUCAAUGUAUGUACUCUUCUAAAAAUUAAAUGUGUAUUUAGACAAAAGUAACCUGACUUGUCUUUUGUAUGGCAACUAAUCCUAUAAAUAGCAAUAUCUCAAUGUUUUCUAUUGGUUAAGGUUUUAGUCAUUCAUGUUUCAUGUGUAGUCUGUGGUAGCUAGUGUCACAACUGACCUACUUGUUUCAGUGUAUUGAUUACCCCUCUCCUACAACCUAUGGAUGUUCCAGUUGUUGUCUUACUGUCUUGGUUUAAAAAACCCAUUUAUCUCAAGUAAUUUGGUUUGCAAGUUUUUGGAAGAGCACAUUUUUUUUUUUUUGUCGCUCUUCUUAAUUAUUGACCAAAUGUCUUUGUAAAUCAGCAGUUCAAUGAAAUUAUAACAAGAACAAGAAUUUAUGUAGCUUUGUUGACAAACAUACCUAAGCUCAACAUACUCGAAAAACAAUGGACAAAACAGAGGCGGGUAAUUUACAUAAAACAGAGGUUGGUAAUUUACAUGCAUGUAAUAAUCAAAAGAGGCACGAUGGCUUCUGAAGCGGGGGUCCCGGGUUUGAAUCCUGGCGAAGACUGGGAUUUUUAAUUUCAGGAUCUUUGGGAGCCUCUGAGUCCACCCAGCUCUAAUAGGUACCUGACACUAGUUGGGGAAAAGUAAAGGCGGUUGGUCAUUGUGCUGGCCACAUGACACUCUUGUUAACCUUAGGCCACAGAAACAGAUAACCAUUACAUCAUCUGCCCUGUAAGGUCUGUAAGGGGAACUUUACUUACUUUAAUAAUCAAAGCUUGUUUAAAAAUAAAUAUGUAAAAGCAGUUUAAUUAAGAUACAUUCUGAACAGGUAGUUCUUAAGUUUGUAUAGAAAAGCAGGAAACUAGUUGCAAUAGGAAUCCAUGGAAUGCAAGAAUCUUGUUUGACUAUUGUACUGUACUCAUCUAAAGUAUAUUGUUAUAAUACCAAUACAUGUAUAUGAAUUCUUGUUGUAUUUCUGGCAUUGGUUUCGAUGUACAUGUUUUUCCUGAAUGAAUUAUGUUUGAAUACAUUGUGAUACAGUUCAAGGCCAGUUGUAUGGUGUUGACUCCUGUCUGUCCUAAUCAUUUCAUAUUCAUCAUUGUUUUCAUCUAGCUGUCCACCAACACUCUGGGUUACUUCUGGUACAUUUACUAUGGGUUUUUUUUUAACUUGUAGGGCCUGUCUUUUGAAUUGUUUUAAUGUUCAAUUUGAAUCUCUUUUUGUAUCCAUUCAAGUCGGUAUGGUGUAAAAACCAAACAUUUAGUUCUGAUAAUUAACAAGUCAUAGAACAUAUUUGUCCCCAUCUCAUUUCAUAAAUUGUUGUAUAUAGUUCUAUCUUUACUAUCUGUGAUUUGUUUUUAUGUUCAAGACAAAUGUAUUUUUAACUCAAUUGUAUUUAGAGAUGUCUCCACUUGGGUAUCUGAGUAACUCUGACCUUAUGUUGUCUCAAACUCUGGCAUGAGUUUUAAACUGUAUUUUAGUUCUGUCACCCUAGUCAAUAUUAUUACCUCUACACUUUGUUAAGCACGUAACAAGUUUAAGAGUUUGAUAAAUCUUCACAAAACUUCAACACUGGUAUGCUAUCUUAGAAAGUCAAGUGAUGAAAAGUUCAUUUAGGCAAGCUUAAGACACAUUGAAAGGAAGAAAAAGAUUUUUUUUUGGUCUGUCUCGGUUGUCAACUCCUUCUUGCUUUGAACUUUGCCUGACAGGUCUGAACUUUUGAAGUACACUUGAUCAACUGUCUUCCAUGCAACUAACUCUUUAAAUUUAGAUUAUUGUUUCUAAUUAUAUUUCAGAUAAAACUUUUAGUAAAAAUUUUAAGCCAACGCUAAAGCAAAAUGUGAAGUUUUCUUGUUUUGAGUCCAAAGUUUUGAACACUGAAGAGACAUGUCUAACUUAGACUAGCCCAUAUGGUAUACAACAUAGUGGUCCAGACCACUUUAUACUAUUACAGUGUAAGGUACUAGUUUACUUUUACAUUUUAUUGUGUAGGCAAUUCUAUCAUGUAGCCUCUGCCAUAUGGUGAACAAUUUUAUUUUGUAGGCUACGCUCUAUUGCCCAUUGAGAAAGAUAAUGUAGAUCAUUUUCACUUUUCCUAUGAAAUAAAUGUGCUAUCACAUCUAAUAUGAAUCUUUCCAUUCGCAAGUUGCAAAACCUGUUGAUCAUAGUUAUAUAUUUAACCCUUCUAUUGAAUUUAAUAUGCACAAAGAUACACACCUUCAAUAAAUCUUAAAGAUUUCCAAGCAAUGAAAGCGACUAUUUUUAGAUCAAACUCUCCGAGUGUGCAAUAAAUGUUGAAGACUGUACAUUAUUUUGUGUAGGCUAGUUGUACAUUUAUUGUUUGUCAUUUGAUUGGUUAAAUAAAAUUCCCAUUAUUUUUGGACAUAAUGUUUUUCAAAGGAAAGUUUGAAUAUAGUGUGAGUUACCUAAGUAGGAGAUUGAAGUUCAUAGCAGAGCAUCUCUCUAUUUUACUAAGUCAAAGAGUGUGUUAAUCAAAGAGAUAAAUGUCUAUUUAUAUAUUGUGACUCUAUAGCAGCCUCCUGACGAUGGGAAAUGUUAUGAUAUUAUAUACAAGAUCAAAUUUUUAAUUUCUAUUUUUGUGAUGCUCAAAUAUAUAUUUACUACUUGUAGAGACAUUGGUGUAUAUUCUAUCUUGAUGGACUUUACAGUGAAAGCAAUUUAUCAGACGCGACGUGCUUCAAAAUAAUGGUACCAAAAGGGAAUGUUAUUUUGACAGUUCAAUGCUUUAAUAUCUGUUUAUUUUUGACCCAGCAAAAAAAAAAACACCAACAUUUCUAUGGUAUAAAAUUGCAGCUAGUUUCAAAUUAAAACAUUCAGUUCUGGUUAGGAAAAAAAAUACUGACAUGAUGAUCUAGUGAAUCGAUGCAUAAAAUGUUUCAAAAUGACUACUUGAUGUUGUGUGUUUACUUUAAGUCCCAAGAUCUCCACUACCAUAGUUUCUUUAGUGUUUUUACAACUUUUGGGUCAUUACUUGCUUUAUUGAUGGCAGCCUAUAUUUCCCUUCUGUGUUAAAAAAAGCCAGCUCUAUUUUAUGUAUGUCUUACUCCAUGUGAAGGUGACUAUAUAUAUAUAUAUAUAUUUGUCUAACUACUUGUAAAGGUGACUCUAUUUAUAUUUCAGCAAUUUGUGAUUAACUUAUUGUUUAAAAACUUAGAAUUAAAAGCAAAGUUUAAAUGUA